Messenger RNA from Menidia menidia (Atlantic silverside), 2331 nucleotides. The record is from the annotation of a GenBank genome assembly. NCBI's taxonomy places the organism in Eukaryota, Metazoa, Chordata, Actinopteri, Atheriniformes, Atherinopsidae.
AUGUGCUCCUUUUUAAAUCUGUCAUUUUCACUCUCCAUCUCCUGCUUACUUACCUUUAGGAUGCUGAUCCCUCUGUUUGAUGAAGACACUGGUCUGCUUGUUCUUGCUGGCAUGGGUGACACAGUGAUUGACUGCUAUGAAGUCUGUUGCUCUGAGCCUUUCCUCUCUCAAGUGAGCCACUGUCUGACGGAUUCCUCAACACGAGGAGUUGCCAUGGUACCUAAGCUGUCACUGGAUGUCAUGUCCUGUGAGGUGAUGCGUGUCCUUCAGCUGACCGACAGCUGCAUUGUGCCGGUCAGCUACCAAGUCCCUCGCAAGAAUUCAGGCCAGGAGUUUCAUGAGGACCUUUACCCGGACACGGUGGGGACAACUCCGGCCAUGUGUGCUGAGGAGUGGUGGCAGGGAGGAAACAAGCAGGUGGAGAGAGUCAGCCUCCACCCAGACAAACAGCCUAAACCUGCAAAACAGAUACCUGCUAAGAAGGAGCUGACCGGAGGGAGCAAAGAGGACCAGGUUCAAGGUUUCUCCACCUCCAGCAGCCCACUCAGCACCCCCAGCAGCAGUGCUGCCCCAUCCCGCUCUCCCUCCUCCACUUCUGGCCUCUCCUCAGGUUUUGUUCCCAGUCCCAGCCCCAGUCAGAGCACCAAGGCAAUCCAAAGCAUGCUGGGCCCAACCUCCAAGUUCCGCCAUGUCCAGGGUGCGGUGAUGCACCGCGACACGCACAUCACAAAUAUCCGUGGACUCAACCUGACCACUCCUGGAGAAUGUGACGGCUUCUGCGUCAACCACCAACGGAUAGCGGUGCCCUUGGCCAUCUCUGGAGGCCAGAUUGCCGUGUUUGAGCGCUCUCAGCCAGGCAAGCUAUCAGACACGGCCCUUCCCACCAUCCAGAACUCUGUAAAUGUGGCUGACUUUUCUUGGGAUCCCUUUGACACACACAGACUUGCUGUGGCUGGUGAUGAUGCUAAGAUUAGAGUGUGGAAGGUGCCAGAGGGCGGACUGAAAGACACCAUAACUGAGCCUGAGCUUGUCAUGCAAGGCCACACAGAAAAGAUCUACUCAAUUAAGUUCCACCCUCUGGCCAGUGGACUCCUCGUGUCUUCAUCCUAUGAUCUGACCGUCAGACUGUGGAGCCUGGAGAGUGGAGAACAGGUCAAACUUCUCACUGGACACCAGGACCAGGUGUUUGGCAUGGCGUGGAGCCCAGAUGGCAAGCUCCUGGCCACAGUUUGCAAGGAUGGGAAAGUUCGCAUAUAUGACCCUCGCAAGUCCACUGCGCCUGUGCAAGAGGGUCCAGGUCCGGAGGGCCACAGGGGAGCUCGGGUGAUGUGGGUGUGUGAUGGCAAGUACCUGCUGGUGUCAGGAUUUGACAGUCGCAGCGAGAGAGAACUCUACCUGUACUCUGCUGACUCUUUGUCUUCUGGGGCCGUAGCCAGCACACCUGUAAACGUUUCCCCCUCUACACUUAUCCCUUACUACGACCCUGACACCAGCGUUGUCAUUCUUACAGGAAAAGGUGAUACCAGAGUGUACAUUUAUGAGUUGGUCCCUGAAGAUCCAUACUUUAUUGAAUGCAGCAGUUUUAAUUCCCCCGAGCCUCAUAAGGGACUGGCUUUCCUGCCUAAAACAGCGUGCAACGUGCGAGAUGUGGAGAUAGCUGUGGGGCUGAUGCUUACCAAGACAACCAUAGAACCCGUGGCCUUUAGAGUUCCCCGGGUCAAAAAAGAGUUUUUCCAGGACGAUGUGUACACAGACACAGCAGUGUGGUGGGAACCUGCCCUGACUGCCUCCGCCUGGCUGUCCGGCUCCAAUGGCCAACACAAGAAAAUCAGCUUGAAGCCUAAAGACAUGACGCCAGUGAGCGAGGCCCCCAAAGAGGCUCCAGUAAGGAAAUAUCUGCCUUCAUCUGUCUACUUGGAGGAAAAAACUGAUGAACAGAAAAAAGAGGAGCUGCUGAGUGCUAUGGUGGCCAAGCUGGGGAACAUGGACGACCCACUGCCGCAGGAAUCCUUCCAGGGUGUGGAUGACGAUGAAUGGGCUAGAUAUCUCGCACAGAUCGUAGUGAUGGGAGUACAGGUGGUCGGGCGAGCAUUUGCACGUGCUUUACAACAAGAAUAUGCAGCAAGUCAAGCAGCAGCCCGGGCCAGGGGCCGGACUGGUCAGCAGUCAGCUGCAGCGUCCAGCAUCACUGGGAUGAGCCUGCAGGAGGCUCAGCAGAUCCUCAAUGUGUCCACACUGAGCCCUGAAGAGGUUCAGAAGAACUACGAGCACCUUUUUAAAGUCAAUGACAAGGCAGUGGGCGGUUCGUUUUACCUUCAAUCAAAACUGUAA